CGGCGAUUUGAAUAGUGAGGUUCGAUGGAAAACCUGCCGGAGAGAAUCUUUAAGUCCGGCGAAGAGCCAGACGGCGAUAGGGUUCACAAAUACUUCCAACUCCAAUACCUAAACGAUUUAUCGGAGCAUCUGGAGGCAGACGAAAUUUCGAAGAUCAGAGGCUCGCGGCUGGGCAAAUUGUUCGAUAUCGGGAAAAAGUUUUCUUUUUCCAACAAACUCUGUUUGUUUUUGCUUACAAGGCAGUUAGCAAUCCAGAAAAAGCAUGAGAUUUGGUUUGUUUUUGCGGGUAAGCCGAUUAGGUUUGGUCUGAGGGAGUUUGCAUCAGUGACGGGUUUGCGGUGCGAUCCAAUUUCAAUUGGAAAGGCCGAUGGAAAAAAGAAGGUGGUGAGUAAGAACAAGAUAAAGAAGAAAUCAACUGAAGCCCCUUACUGGUACACUUUGUUCGCGAGGAAUGAAGAGGUGACACCGGAGAUUUUAAUUAAACGGCUUAAAUCUGGCGUUGUCCGUGACCCCGACAUCCGAUUGAAAUAUGCUUUAUUGGUUCUGAUUGAUGGUGUUUUGUGCCCUCGAUCUUUGAAUAUGAAGAUCCAAGAAGAAACCGUAGAAGUGUUGAGGGACGUUGACAAAUUUCUUAAUCAUCCUUGGGGCAGGAUAUCGUUUGAUAUGACUAUGUCAUGUAUCAAGUCUCGAAAAGCUUCUGGGCUUGCCCAAACAAGCUUUGCUGUUCAAGGUUUUGUGCAUGCGUUGCAACUAGUUCUUUUAGAGGCUGUCCCUGACAUUGAGAAGAGCAUGCCGGUUGAUACUCCUGUCUUCGUUGGCGAGGAUUCCGAAGAAGAAGCUGUAGUGGUUGGUGCUGUGGCAUUGGCAAAGUUAAAAUUGGAGCCAAUUUGGGUGAUAGACAGUCAAGCAGAGGCUUCUGUUGAAUCUAUUAUUCCUCUUGAUGAUGCUGUUGUUGGAGACGAUUUGUCUUGGUCUGACGAGGUGGAAGAUGUGAAAGUUGAUAAUUUGGUUAGGUUAGUUCAAGAAGGCUACCAAUGGUCUGGUGAUGAAUUUGGAGGUGGUGUGGUUGUGUCUGCGCUUCCUGUAGAACCUAAAGAAAAAGCAGAAGGGAAAAAAGUUGUUAAGUCUAGGAAGAGGAAGAAGUCUCCUGUUUGUGGCAGCAGUAGUGAUGGUAGCCAGCCUGUACCAUUUUCUGAAUCCCAAAUGGAGUGGUUAGCAAAGCAAAUUAGUUCGCAAGUUUCUUUAGCUGUUAGUAGCAUGGAGGAUCGCCUGGUGUCUCGUUUAAAAGGGAAAAGUGGAGCUGGGCCUGUUGGUGGUAAGAUUGCUGCUGCUGGAGCUGUUUCUCCUGUUGCCAAGGGUAAGGUCAAACCCUCUAGCCGUGGCAAAAAGGCAGUUCUACCCAAGCGGAAACGGAUUCGUGUUGAUGGAAGGUUGAGGGAGAUUAGAGAUGAUGAUGAGACUGAAACGGCUACUGUCCCAGUAGGGGAUGAGUCUGAAACGGUUGGUGGCAAAGGAGGGGAUGAAGGAGGGGAGGAUGUUAGAAUGGGUACUCAAGAAGGAGAGGCUUCUGUUACUAUGGAGGAUGUAGAGACUGAAGAAAGAGGUGGCAAAGGAGGGGAUGAUGUUAGAACGGCUAGCCAACAAGGAGAUGCUGAGGAACAUGUUGAUGUACAUCCGGAUGAUACUGUUAAAGCAGUGCUUGAUUCUCUGAACCUGCCUAGUGAAGUGGAGGUCUCUGAGAAUUUAGCUCCUGAUCCUCAGCAGGAGGAUGUUGCUGUUCUCAGUGGAGAUGAUUGUAAUGACCAGCAGGCUGCUGCGAAAAGUGGGGAUGGUUUUAAUGACCAGGAUGGUGCUGACAAAAGUGGGGAUGGUCUUAAUGACCAGGAUGAUGCUGCCAAAAGUGGGGAUGGUCUUAAUGAUCAGGAUGCUGCUGCCAAAAGUGGGGAUGGUAUUAAUGACCAGGAUGCUGUUGCCAAAAGUGUGAAUGAUGUCGCUGAAUGUCAGGGGAAGGAAUCUAGUGAGGCUGGAACUCUUGCUCUCUUCCCGAGUGGGGCUUCUGUUGGUUUAGAGGAAAAUGUGUCAGGCGAAGGGGAUGCUAUUGAUAAGAAGUGGUUGGAAAUUGAGAAGUUUUUUGCGGAUGGCGGGAAAUAUCUUUUUGGGGGGAGCUUAUUCCUCCUAACCAAGGACGUGGAGGAGAUUGUUGGACUACAAGUUGUAUGGAAACCAUGGAUGAUGGAUGCAUUUAUCAAGUAUUUCCGUGAUAAGUGGGCUACCUUAGAGGUUGGCUUAAAUCAACCUAAGGUGGUUUUCCAGGGGACAAAAUUUGCUUCCCAUAUCCUUGGUCAUCGAAUCAAAUUUGAGAAGUCUGUGAAGAAGAAGUAUGUAUUUGACACAGAUUUGAUGGCGUGCCUGCCUCCGGAUUUUGAUACUCUCUACUUCCCAUUCAACUUUGACAAACAACACUGGGUAGGGAUGUGCCUUGAUAUCAGGGGGAGAUAUCUCUAUGUGUUUGAUUGCAACCAGAAGGUGCGUCGGGACACUAGGCUCCGGAAAGAAAUGGAACCUUUGUUGGAGAUGCUCCCUUUCGUUGUUCGUCAAGCGUCGCCUGAGCUGAUGAAAGCAGUCCCCACUGACCCAUUCAUCCUAAGCAGAGACACACAUCUUCCGACUUGUCUACACCCUUCGGAGAGUGGCCUAAUGUCUCUUUUGUUCAUAGAGAGGCAUGUAGUAGGUGGGAUUGAGGCAGCUAGAGGGGUGAGGCCUGAGGAGUUGGCUGUUCAAGCGAAGCAAUUGCUUAUUGAGAUGUAUGAUGUGUAUGCUGAGAAGUGAAUUGUUGGUUUAGGAUUUGUCCUUGUUCUUAUUGGAGUUUCUAAUUGUCUGUCUUAGGAUUUGUUACUGAAUAAUUGAAGUUUAUUUAA
This is a messenger RNA of Arabidopsis arenosa, 2918 nucleotides long. The record is from the annotation of a GenBank genome assembly. Lineage: Eukaryota; Viridiplantae; Streptophyta; Magnoliopsida; Brassicales; Brassicaceae.